Molecule: messenger RNA, 363 nt
Organism: Letharia columbiana
Lineage: Eukaryota; Fungi; Ascomycota; Lecanoromycetes; Lecanorales; Parmeliaceae
Exons: 1
Coding region: 1-363 (120 amino acids)
Source: RefSeq, a predicted model, not a curated record
AUGAGUUCCUUACUAGACAUACGACGCCUCCACAGUCCUUACGAGCCUCCAUAUCCCCACCGCCCUCUCGGGCCAGAAAGACCACGCUUCAUCCUACAAGCUACUCUUCUGGGCAAGACCCACGUUCAGCCCAUCAUUCAGAAGACACCGCGGCCUCCCUCGCAGCAGUCGAAGCAGGAGAAGCCCAGAUCCGCAAUCACCUCGAAUAUUUCUCCUCCCACCUCUCCGCGUCCGCCAAACCGUCUGCACCUCUCUCAAUUCAUGCUUUCGAGGAUCUCUACAAGCGAAACCAGCACGAGCAUGGGCGCCAUUGGGUUAUACAUCAGCAUGAUCACCCUGUUGCAGGCGUCCACUACGAUCUAA